AUGCCGUCCGUGCCGGCUUCCGGCAAAAUUAUCCGGCUGGAGGUGGAGAACUUCAAGUCAUACAAAGGACACCAGAUAAUCGGCCCGUUCUACGACUUCACGGCCAUAAUCGGCCCCAACGGCGCCGGGAAAUCCAACCUGAUGGACGCCAUAAGCUUCGUGCUCGGUGUUCGUACGGGUCAGCUCCGUGGUGCUCAGCUGCGGGACCUUAUUUACGCGUUUGAUGACCGUGAGAAGGAGCAGAGGGGACGCAGGGCGCAUGUCAUGCUUGUAUACCAGAUGCCGGACGGGUCGGAGCUCGAGUUCACCCGGACGAUUACGCCGGCUGGUGGCAGCGAGUACAGGAUUGGGAACCGCCUCGUGAAUUGGGACGACUAUAAUGGGAAGCUGAAGACACUUGGCAUUCUGGUCAAAGCUCGGAAUUUCCUUGUGUUUCAGGGCGACGUGGAGUCUAUUGCUUCUAAAAAUCCUAAGGAACUGACUGGCCUAAUUGAACAAAUAUCUGGUUCCGAAGACUGCAAAAGGCAGUAUGAAGAGUUAGAAGUACAAAAGGCAGAAGUUGAUGAAAAGGCUGUGCUUGCUCAUCAGAAAAAGAAGACCAUUUCAGCUGAAAAAAAGCAGAAGAAAUUGCAGAAAGAGGAGGCCGAAAAGCAUAUCAGUUUGCAAAAGCAGCUGAAAUGUACGAAGCAAGAACAUUAUCUUUGGCAACUGUUAAACAUAGAGAAGGAUAUUGAAAAAGCAAAUGAGGACUUGGAUGUUGAAGAGAAUAGCCGGAAAGAGAUUGUACAUGAGCUGGAAAAUUAUGAAGCUGAAGCAAAGAAAAAGAGUCGAGAACAAGCUGGUUAUUUGAAAGAGAUUGAAAAGUGUCAGAGGAAGAUCGCAGAGAAGCAGAAUAGACUUGAUAAACAAUCGGAGCUUGCAAAGUUGAAGGAAGAGACUACCCGUAUAACUUCUAAACUGAAGACUACAAAUAAGGAGCUCAGUAAGAAAAAGGAAGAAAAGAGAAAACAUGCGGAGGAGGUUGAACGACUUGAGAAUGACUUGAGCGAUGUGACUAACCAACUUGAAGAGUUGCGUGAAAAAAGCCAGGAUGCUGGUGGAAAGCUUCAGUUGGUUGAUAGUGAACUAGAAACAUAUCACCAGAUUAAAGAGGAAGCUGGGACGAAAACUGCAAAAUUGAAGGAUGAGAAGGAGGUUUUAGACAGGCAGCAGAAUGCUGAUAUUGAAGCGCAGAAGAAUUUGGAAGAAAAUGUUCAGCAGUUGCAAAAUCGGAAGCAGGAGUUGGAGUUGCAGGAGAAACAGAUGCAAAAUAGACUGAAGAAGAACCUAGAUGUGGUCGGAAAACAUAAGGAGGAACUCGCCAGAGUGAGGAAGGAACAACGUGAAAUGAAGGAUAAGCUCGUUGAAUCUAGGCGCAAACACGAUAUGUUGAAGGCAAAAAUUAGUGAUUUAGAUGAUCAGCUGCGGGAAUUAAAGGCUGAUAGGCAUGAAAAUGAGAGGGAUGCCAAGUUGUCUAAGGCAGUUGAAACUCUCAAACAUCUAUUUCCUGGUGUUCAUGGGCGCAUGACUGAUCUCUGCAGACCGACACAAAAGAAGUACAACCUUGCUGUCACUGUUGCUAUGGGUAAAUUCAUGGAUGCAGUUGUAGUUGAGGAUGAAAAUACGGGAAAGGAAUGCAUUAAGUAUUUGAAAGAACAAAGGCUUCCCCCGCAGACAUUUAUACCUCUUUUAUCAGUGCGUGUGAGGCCAGUCAUAGAGAGGUUGCGCACCUUGGGCGGAACUGCAAAGCUGGUUUUUGAUGUGAUACAGUUUGAUCCCAAACUGGAAAAAGCCAUUCUGUUUGCUGUUGGAAACACCUUGGUUUGUGAUGAUCUCAAUGAAGCUAAGCAUCUGAGCUGGACUGGGGAGAGACUAAAAGUUGUGACUACUGAUGGCAUCUUAUUAACCAAAUCUGGUACAAUGACUGGUGGCACAAGUGGCGGAAUGGAAGCACGUUCACAUAAAUGGGAUGACAAGAAAAUUGAAGGGCUUAAGAAGAAAAAAGAAGAUCUGGAAUCAGAAUUGGAAAAGCUUGGAUCAAUUAGAGAAAUGCAGCUUAAAGAGUCUGAAGCAUCUGGAAAAAUUAGCGGCCUUGAAAAGAAGAUUCAAUAUACUGAGAUUGAGAAGAAAAGUAUUGAAGAUAAAUUGAAUAAAUUGAAAGUGGAGAAGCGCAGUAUUGAAGAUGAAAUUGCACGUGUGAAGCCUGAGCUUCAAAAGUUGGAAAAUGUUAUCAACUCAAGGGCAUCAAAAAUUGAAUCACUUGAAAAUAGGAUCAAUGAUAUAGUUGAUCGAAUCUACAAGAAAUUCAGUGAGUCUGUUGGCGUUAAAAACAUUCGUGAAUAUGAAGAAAACCAUCUCAAGGCUAUUGAGCAAAUAGCUGCAGAAAGAUUCAACUUGCACAACCAGCAAUCGAAGCUAAAGUACCAGUUGGAGUAUGAAAAGAAACGGGAUGUGGGUUCACGUAUCACCAAGCUGGAAUCAACAGUUGCUAACUUAAAAAAUGCUUUGAAGGAUGUUGAGAAGAGGCAGAAUGAAUUGAAGACAGCAACGGAGACGGCAAAUGCUGAGAUUGAAGCUUUAAAUGAAGAAGUGCAAGAAUGGAAAUCGAAAGCAGAGGAGUGCGAAAGGGAAAUCCAGGGUUGGAAGAAAAAGAUAUCAGUUGCAACAUCUAAUAUUACCAAGCACAAUCGUCAGAUUAAGUCUAAGGAGGCUCAAAUAGAGCAACUGACUUUGCGAAGGCAAGAUAUACUGGAGAAGUGUGAACUAGAGCAGAUAAACAUUCCAACAGUUGAUGACCCUAUGGAUACUGGAUCAUCAAUCCCAGGGCCGGUUAUCGAUUUUAGUUCACUGAGCAGAUCACUUCAGCAGAAGACAAAACCAUCCGAAAGGGAGAAGAUCGAGGCAGAUUUCCAACUGAAAAUAACUGAGUUUACCACUGAAAUUGGAAGAACGGCUCCUAAUCUGAAGGCACUCGAUCAGUUUGAGGCUGUGCUUGAGAAGGAAAGAGCUGCUUCCAAAGAAUGGGAAGCUGCCAGGGAUGAACAGAACAAAGUAACAGCUGAGUAUAACAAAGUUAAGCAGAGAAGGCAUGAAUUAUUUAUGGCAGCUUUUAAUCACAUUUCGAGCAACAUUGACAAAAUAUACAACGAACUCACAAAGAGCAAUACGCACUCGGUGGGUGGGGUGAGUAGCACACAUGCGGUGGGUGGGACCGCGUAUCUGAAUUUGGAGAACCCUGAUGAGCCUUAUUUAUAUGGAAUAAAGUACAGUGCAAUGCCCCCGACCAAGAGAUAUCGGGAUAUGUCACAGCUAUCUGGUGGUGAGAAGACUGUUGCCGCACUUGCAUUGCUAUUCGCAAUCCACAGUUUCAAGCCUUCACCAUUUUUCAUACUGGACGAAGUAGACGCUGCACUAGACAAUUUAAACGUGGCCAAAGUUGCUAGCUUUAUCCGGUCGAAAUCAUGUGGUGGUGAAAGGAUUGACCGAGAAGCUCAAUUCGGAUCUAGUUUCCAGAGUAUUGUGAUCUCACUUAAGGAUAACUUUUAUGACAAAGCCCAGGCUCUGGUUGGCGUUUAUCGGGAUUCAGACAGAGGCUGUUCAAGGACACUGACCUUUGAUCUGACCAAAUACCGCGAAUCUUGA
Striga hermonthica is the source of this 3681-nucleotide messenger RNA. NCBI's taxonomy places the organism in Eukaryota, Viridiplantae, Streptophyta, Magnoliopsida, Lamiales, Orobanchaceae. The record is from the annotation of a GenBank genome assembly.